Messenger RNA from Olea europaea var. sylvestris, 393 nucleotides. Its product is annotated as protein RADIALIS-like 4. The coding region runs from base 1 to 393 and encodes 130 amino acids. The transcript has 2 exons. Gene Ontology annotation, molecular function: DNA-binding transcription factor activity. Lineage: Eukaryota; Viridiplantae; Streptophyta; Magnoliopsida; Lamiales; Oleaceae. The record is from RefSeq and is a predicted model, not a curated record.
AUGGCUUCUAGCUCGAUAUCUUCCUAUGCCUCAGGCACUUGGACUGCCCAGGAGAACAAGGAGUUUGAGAAAGCUCUUGCUGUUUAUGAUGCUAACACACCUGACCGUUGGGCCAAAGUUGCAAGGGCUGUUGGAGAGAAAACCCCAGAAGAGGUGAAGAGGCAUUAUGAAAUUCUUGUGGAAGAUGUCACAUACAUUGAGAGUGGCCAAGUGCCCUAUCCCUACUGCAGAAACUCUCGGGCUGCCUGUAACAGGGGAGGUAUACAACAUAUACCACCCCAACCCACCCCAUCAAAACACCACGAACACUUUAAAAUCCAUCAUAUAAUCAUCAGUCAUCAUGGAUUGGAUGAAGAAUCUAUAAGUUCCAUUGAUGCGUCAUUAUACUCGUAA